ACGUCACACACGUGCAUGAUUACCCUCCAUGUGAGCCGAACGACAUUUCACACCGCAGUUCGGACUCGAAGGGCAGCACAGGUUCCGCGCCAGGGGCUGGAAAUAAGACUCGACCGGCAGAACACCGCUAAAAUGACGGCCGUCACCGCCCCGCAAGACAAGUACAAUGCCGUGUGGAUAAUAUUCUUCAUCAUGGGCCUGGGGACUCUUCUACCCUGGAACUUCUUCAUCACCGCUACCAUGUACUUCAUGGAUCGCUUGAAGGAGCCGUCCUUGGCCAAUCAGACGGCCAACGCGACGCAGGGCGUGGACGGGGAGGGGCGGAGCAUCCUGCAGGCCAAGUUCAGCAGCACCAUGACGCUCUGUGCCAUGGUGCCUCUCCUCAUCUUCACCUGCCUCAACUCCUUCAUCCACCAGAGGAUCCCCCAGAAGCUGAGGAUCGUGGGGAGUCUGGUGGUCAUCCUGGGGGUGUUCCUCAUCACCGCCACGCUGGUGAAGGUGGAGAUGGCCCCCCUCCCCUUCUUCACCGUCACCAUGAUCAAGAUCGUCUGCAUCAACUCGUUUGGGGCCAUCCUGCAGGGCAGUCUCUUUGGAUUGGCCGGCCUGCUCCCUGCCUCCUACACCACGCCCAUCAUGAGCGGCCAGGGCCUCGCCGGGACCUUCGCCGCCGUCUCCAUGAUCUGCGCCAUCGCAAGAGUUCUUCCAGUACUAUCUGCAGGCCAAGCCUUCCACUGACGAGGAGAACAAGAUGGACCUUCUGAAGAAAGAGAUCCCUGGGGAGGCGCGGCCGGCGACGUCAGAGGAAGGAGGCAGAGCCGUCGUGUCUGUGAUCGCCAUCUUCAAACAGAUCUGGGUCAUGGCGCUCUCUGUGUGCUGUAUAUUCGCCAUCACCAUCGGAACCUUCCC
Conger conger (European conger) is the source of this 906-nucleotide messenger RNA. RefSeq names its product solute carrier family 29 member 1a (gene slc29a1a). Lineage: Eukaryota; Metazoa; Chordata; Actinopteri; Anguilliformes; Congridae. Gene Ontology annotation, cellular component: plasma membrane. The record is from RefSeq and is a predicted model, not a curated record. The transcript has 9 exons. The coding region runs from base 16 to 735 and encodes 239 amino acids. Gene Ontology annotation, molecular function: nucleoside transmembrane transporter activity. Gene Ontology annotation, biological process: nucleoside transmembrane transport; uridine transmembrane transport.